CCCCAGAGUGUAUAGAUGCCAACGGAAUAGUAGCCUUUGGCUAUACACAACAAGAACGAUAAGACGAAGAAGAGGGCAAGAAUAUAUCCAGGUUUUCGGGAGUGUUCAUGGUCGUCCUCUGGUUGGAGUUAACCCGGCUUCGACCCAAAAUUUCAGGGUGGUAAAUUAGUGGCUUGUAUUUAAGCAACGUGCAACCAUGAUUAACGUUUGGCUUGCGAUGUUAAUGAUCCUCUCUAAUGGGCUUUCUUCAUCUGGGGCUGGCGUGAACAAUUCAGCAAUACCUGAAUUUGUAAAUAUUGGAGCGCUUUUCUCUUUCAAUACCACCGUGGGUAGAAUUGUGAAAAUAGCUAUUGAAGCGGCAGUUGCAGAUAUAAAUUCCGAUCCUUCCAUUCUUGAACAAACUGAGCUGAGGGUCUCAAUGCAAGAGGACUCCAAAUACAGAGGUUUUCUAAGCAUUUCUGAGGUCUUGCAGCUCAUGGCAAGACACACUGUGGCUAUAAUUGGUCCCCAGACAUCCAUAACAGCUCAUGUCAUAUCUCAUGUUGCAAACGAGCUCCAAGUUCCACUUCUAUCAUUUUCAGCCACUGACCCUACACUUUCUUCCCUUCAAUUCCCAUUCUUUGUUAGAACUGCUCCUAGUGAUAUUUAUCAGAUGACUGCAAUUGCUGAGCUUGUAGACUUCUAUGGAUGGAGAGAGGUUAUUGCAAUUUAUGCUGACGAUGACCAUGGGAGGAAUGGAAUUGGUUCUUUAGGGGAUAAGCUUGCAGAGAGACGUUGUAAAAUCUCAUAUAAAGCACCGAUAAGCCCUGAAGCAAAUAAGGAGGAGAUUACUGAUGUGCUUGUUCAGGUGGCUCUUGCUGAAUCUCGGAUUAUAAUUCUUCACACUAAUGCUGCAUGGGGGCCCCAUGUAUUUAAUGUGGCAAAAUAUCUUGGGAUGAUGGGAACUGGGUAUGUCUGGAUAGCCACCAACUUUCUCACUACUCUUCUGGACUCUGAGAGUCCCAUCCCUCCAGAUCAAAUAGAUGAAAUUCAAGGAGUUCUCACACUGCGUAUGCACACACCUGAUUCAGAGCUCAAGAGAAGGUUCUUUUCUAGGUGGAAAAACCUGACUAGGGGAGCGAUUGCUGAUGGUCCACUUGGAUUGAACACUUUUGGUCUCUAUGCAUAUGAUACUGUUUAUAUGCUUGCUCGUGCACUUGAUACAUUUUUCAAACAAGGGAACCGUAUCACAUUCUCCUAUGAUUCGAAGUUAUCUCAACUACGUGGAGACAGCUUGCAUCUUGAUGCAGUGAACAUCUUUGAUCAAGGAAAUCUGUUGCGUACAAGUAUUUAUGGGGUUAACAUGACUGGGGUAACAGGUCAUAUUGAGUAUGCGGCUGAUGGGAAUCCUAUGAAUCCAUCAUAUGAAAUCAUCAAUGUAAUAGGAACAGGCGCAAGGAGGAUUGGUUAUUGGUCUAAUCACUCUGGAUUAUCUGUUGAUUCUCCAGAAGUACUUUAUUCAAAACCAGCCAAUCGUUCCAGUGCGAAUCAAAAGCUGCUCCCUGUGAUCUGGCCUGGAGAAACAACACAGAAGCCCCGUGGUUGGGUUUUUCCAAACAAUGGAAGGCACUUAAGAAUUGGAGUACCAAGAAGGGUUAGUUUCCGAUCAUUUGUCUCACAAAUACAAGGCACUGAUAUGUUCACGGGAUUCUGCAUUGAUGUAUUCCUUGCUGCUGUGAACUUACUGCCCUAUGCGGCUCCCUAUAAGUUCAUUCCAUUUGGGGAUGGUCACAGCAAUCCUAAUAAUACUGAGCUUGUUCGUCUGAUCACGGCUGGCGUCUUUGAUGCUGCAGUGGGUGACAUUACGAUUACAACAGAAAGAACAAAGAUGGUGGAUUUUACUCAGCCAUAUAUCGAGUCCGGUCUAGCAGUCGUAGCACCUGUUAAGAAGGUAGAAUCCAAUGCAUGGGCUUUUCUGAGACCAUUUACGCCGAUGAUGUGGGGUGUCACAGCAAUCUUCUUCUUAGUCGUGGGUGCUGUUGUUUGGAUCUUGGAGCAUAGGCUGAAUGAUGAUUUUCGAGGGCCUCCCAAAAAGCAAGUCGUGACAAUUUUGUGGUUUAGCUUUUCAACCAUGUUCUUUGCUCACAGGGAAAAUACAGUGAGCACACUUGGUCGGUUCGUGCUACUUAUAUGGCUAUUUGUGGUUCUUAUAAUUAAUUCAAGUUACACAGCAAGUCUGACCUCAAUCCUCACAGUACAGCAGCUUUCUUCCCCCAUUAAGGGCAUUGAAAGCUUAGUAAAGAGCAAAGAACCUAUUGGCUACUUGCAGGGUUCUUUCACUCGAGAUUACUUAGUUGAGGAAGUUGGGAUUCAUGAAUCAAGACUCGUUCCUCUGCAGAAAGGAGUUGAGAUUGCUAAAGCAUUAAAAGAUGGUCCCUGGAAAGGCGGUGUCGCUGCAUAUGUGGAUGAGCGUGCUUUUAUUGAGUUCUUCCUUUCAAGCCGGUGUGAUUUUACUAUUGUAGGUCAAGAGUUCACCAGAAAUGGUUGGGGAUUUGCCUUUCCUAGAGACUCUCCUUUAGCAGUUGACCUUUCAACAGCCAUUCUGGAACUAUCAGAGAAUGGAGAUCUUCAAAGGAUCCAUGACAAAUGGCUUUUGAAGAGCGCAUGCCUAGCACCAGGUGCAAAGCUUGAAGUGGACAGACUUGAUCUUAAAUCCUUCUGGGGUCUCUAUUUAGUAUGUGGACUCGCUUGUCUGCUCGCCCUCCUCAUCUAUCUCGUACAAAUGAUGAGACAGUACGCCAAACACUACUCCGACGAAAUCGAGUCCUCCAGCCAGAGCUCGAUGUCGGCACGUCUCCGGACUUUCCUGACAUUUGUGAACGAGAAAGAGGAAGAAGUUAAGCAUCGUUCCAACAGAAGACAACUGGAAAGGAUCUCGUCCAGAAGCAGUAGUACUGUGGGUGGAUCAUUGUCAUCUUCAAACAUAUAUUCCAACAAGGAAUAUGCUCAAUCCUCUUCAACCAAAAGCGCUGAUUGUGGUUAUGACGCCUGAUCAUCUCUCGCUUACUUGCACGACACGCUAUUAUAGCCUAUAUAUCGAUAUCUCAGUACAGCACUAAUCUUUAUCAGCAAAUCUGAUGUUAUUCCCUAAUGCAAGUGCUGCUUUUCUGUAA
This is a messenger RNA of Neltuma alba, 3152 nucleotides long. RefSeq names its product glutamate receptor 3.6. The coding region runs from base 197 to 3031 and encodes 944 amino acids. Gene Ontology annotation, cellular component: membrane. The transcript has 8 exons. Gene Ontology annotation, molecular function: G protein-coupled receptor activity; ligand-gated monoatomic ion channel activity. NCBI's taxonomy places the organism in Eukaryota, Viridiplantae, Streptophyta, Magnoliopsida, Fabales, Fabaceae. The record is from RefSeq and is a predicted model, not a curated record. Gene Ontology annotation, biological process: G protein-coupled receptor signaling pathway.